Setaria italica (foxtail millet) is the source of this 1815-nucleotide messenger RNA. Its product is annotated as putative UDP-rhamnose:rhamnosyltransferase 1. Bases 161 to 1627 code for a protein of 488 amino acids. The record is from RefSeq and is a predicted model, not a curated record. Gene Ontology annotation, molecular function: UDP-glycosyltransferase activity. The transcript has a single exon. Lineage: Eukaryota; Viridiplantae; Streptophyta; Magnoliopsida; Poales; Poaceae.
CAAACACCCCUAGAAUACUCGGCCACGCGAGAAACGAGAUGUCACGCACAUACAGUGACACAGCCAUAUCUGUACGAUUUAAACUCCCAACACAUGGACAUGACUGGAGUCCAAUAUUCCCAAAGAUCUUCUCGCAACAGUACUGCUGGUUGAUAGGAUCAUGACGAUGGAAGAAGCAGCCGGCGGUGACAAGCUCAACGUGGUGCUGUUCCCAUGGCUGGCGUUCGGACACUUGAUCCCGUACCUGGAGCUCGGCAAGCGCCUGGCGGCGAGGGGCCACGCCGUCACGUUCCUCUCCACGCCGAGGAACGUCGCCCGGCUCCCGCCCGUGCCGGCGCACCUGGCGCCCCGAAUCCGCCUCGUGGCGCUGCCGGCGCCGAUCGUGGAGGGCCUGCCCGAGGGCGCCGAGUCCACGGCCGACGUGCCGCCGGAGAAGAACGAGCUCAUCAAGAAGGCGCUCGACGGCCUCGCCGCCCCGUUUGCGGCGUUCCUCGCGGACGCCGUCGCCGGCGGGAGGAGGCCCGACUGGAUCGUCAUCGACUUCUGCCACAGCUGGGUCCCGGCGAUCGCCGACGAGCACGGGGUGCCGUGCGCCGCGUUCCAGAUCGUGCCGGGCGCCAUGAUCGCGUUCUUCGGCACGCGGUCGGCGAACGCCGCGCACCCGCGCACGACGCCGGAGGACUUCACCGCGCCGCCCGAGUGGUGCGCGUCGUUCCCUCCCGGCACCGCCUACCGCCGCCACGAGGCCCGCUGGGUCGCCGACGCGUUCAAGGUCAACGCGUCCGGGGUGUCCGACAUGGACCGCGUGUGCGAGAUAACGGAGCGCACCCGCUUCACCAUCUACCGCAGCGACAACGAGGUCGAGCCUGCCGGCGCUGGUGUGUUCUCCCUCCUGACCGAUCUGUGGCAAAAGCCGGCCAUCCCCGCCGGGAUCCUGUUACAGCCCGAUUUCGAUGGCCCCAGCAACGACGAGUCCAGAUCAGGAUCAGCUCGUCCCGAGGUCCUUCAAUGGCUGGACAAGCAGCCAUCCAAGUCUGUCAUCUACGUCGCCCUGGGAAGCGAGACGCCGCUGACCGCCGAGAACCUGCACGAGGUCGCGCUGGGCCUUGAACUCGCCGGCGUCCGCUUCCUGUGGGCUUUCCGCAAGCCGACCGGCAUCUCCGCACCCGGCACCGACGUCGUCGAGCUGUUGCCCGCCGGGUUCGAGGCCCGGACACGGGGACACGGCCUGGUGUGGACAGGGUGGGUGCCGCAGGUGCGGGUGCUGGCGCACGGCGCGGUGGGCGCGUUCCUGACGCACUGCGGGUGGGGCUCCACCAUCGAGGGCCUCGCGUUCGGGCAUCCGCUGGUGAUGCUGCCGUUCGUCGUCGACCAGGGCCUCAUCGCGCGCACCAUGGAGGAGCGCGGCGUCGGCGUGGAGGUGGCGAGGGACGACGGCGACGGCUCCUUCGGCAGGAACGACGUCGCGGCGGCGGUGCGGCGCGUCAUGGUGGAGGAGGAACGGAAGGUAUUUUCAAGCAACGCUACGAAGCUGAAGCAAGUUCUUAACGAUCAGCGACGGCAGGACCAGUACAUGGACGAGCUUGUGGGGUACCUUACACGCUACAAGGAUAGCAACAGCUAUUAAUACGGACCUUCCCAAACGCCUGGGACCUUUUCUCCCUAACUCACGACCUCUUUACCCCAGUUUCCGGCUCCGUCCCUCGGCUCCUCCGGCGAGCUCGCCGGAGGCAAUGGAGGGGGGCGGUGGGCCGGUCCUCUCUUUUCUAUUAGUUAUUUUAGGCCUAGCCGGCUGAAUAAAGUUUGUUCUCAUGA